AUUCCUAAAUAAAUGAUAAUCUUAUAGUAAUUAAGUAUACUUUCAACUGUCAAUUUGAUAUUCAUUUUAUUUCUUUUACAAAUCACUUCAAAAUGUAGUAAACGUGUAAUACCCCCUUUUAAAAUACUUGAAACGAAUCAACUUGUAUACUCAAUCGGAAUGACAACAACAACAACAAAAUAUAAAACUUAUCUCAUAUAUAAAUUAUAAAAAAACAUUUUCAUUUCGAAUUCUCAACUAUAGACAAUGAUAUCACCAUCAUCAUCAUCAUCAUCAUCAUCAUCAUCAUCAUCAUCAUCAUCAUCAUUAUCAUCAUUAUCAUCGUUAUCAUUAUCAGAAUAUGACUUUCUUCACUCAUCAAAAUAUAUCAUAUAUGUUUAUCUAUAAAAAGAAUUCAUUUAUGAAUUCGAUUACAUUUUCUAUAUUGUAUACCUUAAAAAUUAUAUUUUACGUAAAUUAGUACGUCAUCUAUUGAAUUUCACAACAACAACAAAAACAAAACAAAACAAUCAACGCCAUCAUUUUUUCUUCAUGGUGUAAAUCAUUUCUUUUCUUGUAACUAAUCAAAUAUCAUUUAAGUUCUAGUUCUAUACACACAACAUAUGGAUAAAAUAAUAAAAAUGUUAAAAAAGAAACAAUAUUUCAUAGGUUACUUUAUAUGAUAAUCGUUUUUUUUUUUCAUUUUGUCAUUAAACUAAAUAUCAACCUUCAAAAAUGUGCUCGAAAAAUGUUCUAAUUAUUGAUUUUAUAAUUUGUUUUUUCUAAGUUAACCAAUCAACGAUUAGUUCACAUUUGAUUGGUUAGUAUGGAUAAUAUUGGUACCUUUUUCAAUGAUACUUUCAUAUUUCUUAUUUCUAGUUACUUACUGUUUGUAUAAUUUUAUUGAGAUUAAGUUGAACAAUUUCAAUUGGAUUUAUACUACAAAUUAUUAAUGCAAUUCAUACUUCUUUCAUGUUAUAUUACGUAAUUGGAUAAAUUAACUAUCGAGUUUCUUUUCUCUUUUAAGUAAAUAAAAUCAUUAACAACAUCAACAAGGCAUUUCGAUGGCCAAUAUUGAUAUGACCUGGCCAACAACAAUAGUUACUGUAUCUGGUGAAAAAACAGUGUUUGGUCAACGUAGUAAUAGUAUAACAGAGAAAUCAUCUAAUGACAAUAUACAAAAAACAAUCAAUUCAUCUAUGCAACAUGAUAUUGAAAACUUAAACUUAAAUCAUUUGAAUGAAGAUGAACGUCAAAAGGUUUUAUGUGUAGUAAAAAAAGACUUUGAAGUACGUGCUAAAGAACGAGAAAGAUUGAACCGAUUUCGUUCAAGUAUUUUAAGACGAGAUAGAGAAUUGGCUGUUAAAAGUUUAACAUCAACUACUGAAAGUACAUCUUGUUUAUUAUGUGGACGUGCAUUUAUACCUUUGAUUAAUCCUAAACAUAUAUGUUUCAAUUGUCAACGUGAAAUUUGCCGAAAUUGUUCAGAAUCUAUGAAUAAAUACGAUGAAUUCUUAUGUAGAAUGUGUUUAAAAGAGAAAAAUUAUCGUGCAAUGACAUGUAAUUGGUUUUACGAGACAGUAAUUCAACGAUUCAGAGAAUUCGGUAGUACAACUGUUGCUAAAAGUUUAUUUGGAUCAACGUACAAACAAGUUCAAAAUAUGGCUGAAGAAGAACUUUGGAAUCUUUUAUUUCGAUCUUCAUCAUCCAAAAGAAACUCUAUCGAAUCGAAAGAAUCCGACAAGUUUUAUUCAGCAGAUCAAGCUAGAGAAGCACAAAUUAAAAAAUUAAGAAAUCGAUUAGAAAAAUUAAUGGAAGAAACUUUAUCUGAAUUAAAUGCUGUUGAAAAAAAUGAUUCAUUAUCACCAAGACAAAUCACUUGGCAACAUGAAAGUGUGGGCAUGAAGUUUAAAAAGAACGCCUGUCGUGAAAUGAGAAAUUUCAUUCAAAUUCUCUACAUAACAACUGAAAAGGAACGAAUGAGUCAAGGUAUGAACACUAAGAAUAUUACUCCAUACGUAAUGGAUACUUUAGAAGGUGAAAUCGGUCGAAUAGUUGGAUAUAGUGUGAAGGGUGUUACAGAUACAAACAGUUUGGCUGGUGAAGAUGAUAAAGAAUCCGUUACAAUGGUUGAUCGUGAUGGUGUAGAAGGACGAUUGGCUGAAAUUCUUUUCAAUAAACUCUAUUCCGACAUUAAUUCUACGAAACAAGAGACUGUUAAAAAGUUUUCAUUUCAAACAUCUAAUCCCAUAGUAACUAAUACAAAUUUCAAUAAAUCAUCUUACAAUUUCAUGAAUCAAUCAAAUCAAAAAGAUGAACUCAAUGUUACAGAAGGUUUUCCAAUUCGAAUGGAAUAUUCUUUACCAUAUAAUGAACAAUGCGAACUUCAAUGGUAUAAAUUAAACAAUAAAAAUCAACGAGUCCCAAUCAAACUUGAUUUUCGUAUUGAACAUGUUAUCACUGGUGCAAUUCAUAUGUCAUUCAAACAACAUCAACAAUUAAAUCAUCAAUAUCCAAAACAUCCAUUUGUUUUGUCAAAUUCAGGUUUGAUUACAAGUGAAACAAAACAAAAGUUGAAUCAAUGGAAAUGUAAAUUAUUAGAAUCUGAAUCAAAUACUAAUGUCAAUAAUAAUAAUAAUAAUAAUAAUAAUAAUAAUAAUAAUAAUGGUAAUGAAAUCAUCUACCUACAACAUCAUCUAAUCAUAUGGGCAAGUAAACCUGAUGAUGCUGGAAGAUAUUUUGCAUCAAAUCAAUAUCCAUCGAAUACAGAUGGUGUAUCAUCAACCGAAGAGAAGGAAUUUAUACUACAAGUAAUAAAAUCCAAUCAAUCAUCAGGCAGUCCACAAUGUUCACCAGAAUUUAUUGAACCUCUUAUAGUACAACCAAUGAGCAGUGCUACUAGUGAUCCUUUUAUUGAAAUGACAUGUAUAGUGACAGGCAAUCCUAUACCAAGAUGUUUAUUAUACCGAAAUUCAGUACCUAUCCCAGUGGUUGUAAUGCCUUUUCUCAAAAUCGAACCUAAUGACCCACUAUCUACAUUGAGUUCUUUAACGCAAAAAUACACUGUCACAACAUCAUUAUUUGAUUUAAACAAAUCAGAUCGAUCAAACAGUUAUACAAGAAAGAUUACACUACGUCUUAAUCGACCAUCCAGUUCAGAAGACAUAGCCACCUAUAGUUGCCGUGCAUGGAAUUGUCAUGGUCGAACUAUUACAUCAAGUGUUUUAUCAAUGCAAGAUCACUUUGCUAAAUUCGAUUGUCCCUUGGAAAAACCGAAUAUGAAUGACAAUAUCGAUAUGGUAAAAAUUGAUUCAAUUCAAUCAACAGUAAAUACUUCUCAAAAUGUUCGUGAUAAUGGUGAUGCUCUGAUCAAAAAAGAAGAAUUCCCUCUAAUUACCGUAAUAAGCGAUUCACAUGACAGUAUCAGUGAAUUCAAACGAUUUGAACCGAAAUAUUCAAGUUCUAUCAUUGAAAUAUCUCCUGAAAACCAAUCCAUCGAUGUUAAUGUGAAAACCUCUACUGUGAUAAAAACACACCGUUGCUGUACACAGUGUACAAUGAUAUGAAAAAUUAUGAAAUAUACUUUUUUUAAGUAAUAUGUGAUAGAUUAUUCAUUGUUACCAUUUAAAAUGUAUAAAAGCUGUAUAUAUGACGGAUGAUGAUGAUUGUAGCGGUGACCGUAAAUAUUCAGGUCAUAGGACUAAACAAAAAAGACUCCAUUAGAAUGAAUGGCAAGACUAUAAUUAAUGAACGAACCAAUCAGGUAUAAGAUAACAGGUCUCGGAUUCGGGAGCGAAAUUCAUUCAUCCAUUUGGAUAAAUAGAAUUUUGGCAUUAUAGCUGAUGUCAGUUCGUGAUGAAAACCCGAAAUUUAAUUCCUCAGAUUAAUCAUCGACUGUAGAUUAUAAUUCUAAUUUCUCACACAGGUUCAUAACCCUCAUUUGGUCCUGGUUAUUAAAUGAACACUCUCAAGGUCAGUCUCGAGUCGCUUAAAGGUCGUCCAUAAAUUACAGUCUCACCGAAUGAAUUUCACCAGUUGAAAUAUACUAUUCAAAAAAGUCAAGUUAAAUCAAGAAUGAAGAUAUAUGGUGAUCAUAUAAUGAUUUAGUUGAUUAGGUUGUAAAGAUUCGUUUAAUUUGUAAGUGGUUGUCAUGAUGAAUGAACAUCAGUUGGAAUAACUCUGAUAACAAGGAAUCAUCUUAAAAGUAUUUUAUAUUAAUAUAAAUUAUCAAUUUUAAAUUGACUGAAAGAGUUCAGCCAAGCUAAAAGUGAAAUAAUCAUCAAUUUAGUAUGAGAUCACAAGCGUAUUACUCUAUAUCAUGAAUAUAAUCCAAAAAUGUAGAUCGUUAUGUUCCAACCCUCAUUCUCUUUCUCCC
Schistosoma intercalatum is the source of this 4354-nucleotide messenger RNA. The record is from the annotation of a GenBank genome assembly. NCBI's taxonomy places the organism in Eukaryota, Metazoa, Platyhelminthes, Trematoda, Strigeidida, Schistosomatidae.